Molecule: messenger RNA, 5571 nt
Organism: Crotalus tigris (Tiger rattlesnake)
Lineage: Eukaryota; Metazoa; Chordata; Lepidosauria; Squamata; Viperidae
Gene: POPDC3
Product: popeye domain containing 3
Exons: 4
Coding region: 1073-1960 (295 amino acids)
Cellular component (GO): sarcolemma
Molecular function (GO): cAMP binding
Source: RefSeq, a predicted model, not a curated record
AAAUGCCUACUGGAAGAGAAUGAUGUGUCUUAAGUGACUGAGAACUUGAGGGGAAAAGAGAGAAAAAGAGACGAAUUUGGCUUUCUUUAAGUUAGGAAAAACGGCGACUCCAAGUAUUUGUCAAGGUUAUGCCUACUCAUAUAAACAUAUUUAUUUAAUUCAAGUUAAGUUCAAAUGCUGCUCCAAGUACUGUAUGCCUGACUAUGCGCGCAGCAAGGAGGUUAAGAAUUAAAAACACAGCAAUAAACACAACAGCAUUCUGCACAUGCCUAAAGUUAUUCUCACCCCAUUUUUCACAUUUCCCAAAGCAGAACCUGGACCUGAAAAUAGCCUUCGAGUGAAAGACUCGAAAGGAAGCCCGGAUCCUUCCAAGCUCAGAUAACCCCAGCGGCCGCAACCUCCUCCCUCUGAGUUUGCAGCCAUUUCGUUUCCACAAUAAUGAGCAGGAGCAGCUGCUAGAGAAAAUGUAACUCAUGGGGCGCAAGGCACAGGCACAAAAGGGGGCCGUGCGGCUGCAACGCAUACCUGCCACAAAUGCAAAUAUUCUCAGCUUAAAAGCUGGGGGCACUGAAGCGGCAAAUGUUUCAGCGGCCGCCUCGCUCUCCCCCGGGACCGCUCCUCAUCCACAGCUUUGCGAGGACUCGAACCCGGCUCAGGACCGCCCAACUUAACAACCUUGAGGGCAGCGGCAGCCGGAGUUGCUAGGGGGCGCCUGCGCGCUGGGGGUCGCCCUUUUUCCACCCUGUCUCUGCCGGCGCCGUUGACCCCCGAAGCUGACGCCGCCCGCAGUUCGCCUGCUCCCUAUUUUUAGGAAAAGCUUCGGCGUCUCCGCCUGAGCGGCGGUGGGGAAACUAGAGCGCCUCCCCGGUAUUCGGCUGGCAAACUUCGCGCAAAGGACAGCUGGCGAAGGCAGACAGAGAAGAUGUUAAAGUAACAAGAAUCAAUGUGGAAGAGUAUGGAUUUCUAAAAAGACAAACUACCCUAAUGCCUGAAUGUUUGCUAUAGCAGCUCUUCAAGACCGAACAUGCAAUACCCUAACUACAGACACAGUGAUUAAUCUGAUAUUGCAGCCAUGGAAGACAACUUAAGCUUUUGGGACAGCUUGAUAUUUUCACACCCAAUCUGCAUGAACUGGAAGUCAGAAGCCGAAGGAUCGAUCUAUCAUUUAGCUAGCAUUUUGUUUGUGGUUGGCUUUAUGGGCGGAAGUGGCUUCUUUGGCUUGCUCUAUAUUUUCUUUCUGCUAGGGCUGGGUUUUCUCUGCUCAUCUAUGUGGUCGUGGCUGGAUGUCUGUGCAGCUGACAUUUUCUCGUGGAAUUUUAUCCUGUUUGUGAUCUGCUUCAUACAGUUUAUUUAUGUAACCUACCAAAUACGGAGUGUUGCUUUUGACAAAGAAUUUCAGGAACUUUACAAUGCUUUGUUCCAGCCUUUGGGGAUCUCCUUGCCUGUUUUUAGAAAAAUUGUCCUCUGCUGUGGUGAAGAAGUUAUUACAUUAGAGAAGGAACAUUGUUAUGAACAUUGUUAUGCAAUGCAAGGCAAAACUCCAAUUGACAAGCUCUCCUUGCUUUUGUCAGGAAGAAUUAGAGUGACGGUGGAUGGGGAAUUUCUGCAUUAUAUUUUCCCUCUUCAAUUUCUGGAUUCACCUGAAUGGGAUUCACUAAGACCCACAGAAGAUGGCAUUUUUCAGGUAACCCUUACUGCUGAAACAGAUUGUCAUUAUGUGACGUGGAGGAGAAAAAAAUUAUAUUUACUCUUUGCAAAACACCGAUUCAUCUCACGUCUGUUUUCAAUCCUGAUUGGAAAUGAUAUUGCUGAUAAACUCUAUGCAUUGAACGACAGAGUGAGCCAAGGGAAAGGAUUUCGAUAUGAUAUUCGGCUACCAAAUUUCUAUCAUGUAUCAUCUCCUAACACACCAAAAAAAAAAUCGGCAGACCAUUUUCAGAACAAUUCAAGACAACAAUAAAAUUAAAGACAACACCUCUUACUAGAAAAUAAUGUAAUUUUGCCUUCUUACCACCAUUAAAUGAUGAAAUGUACUAUGGUGGUAUCAUGUGAAGACUCUCAAAAAGGAAACUUUUAAAAUAAAAAUCAUUUUCUUUCCUAGCAGACAAUCUACGGUAGUGGAACUCUUCACACACUGUUUAGAACCAGCAGACUGUACACAUAGAUUGUGCAUUAUGAUUCAUUUCUGUUGACUUGUUCUGUUCAUCUUAUUACUUUGGGAGAAUAGGGGCAGAUAUGAAUCAUUAUUUGAUACUUCUUGUAAUUGUACUUGCUGUGUUGUGUUUUCAAAAGCAUUAUUUGCAUAGAGUUUUUUUCCUGCUUAUUAAGAUCUCCUUGUCACAUGAAUUAUGCAAGCUAUUUUAUCAUAGAGAACAGCAACAAGCAAACCAUCUUUUCAAAAGAACCUUGGUUCACUUGUGCAUAAUUAUAAUGCAUAAACUUGGCCUACAGAUUUACAGAAGACGACCCAUAUGACAAAGAAUUGAACAACCUGUAAAGCUGAAAAAGACUUGGCACUUUCUUCAUUUCUAUCAUAAAAUGAUGCUUUUGGAUAUACAACAAAAGGCAUAAGUAUUACUAUUUAGAAUUCAAAAAGUGCAUCAAUCACUGCAAAUGUUGCGAUUUAUGUAGCGCAAAAAGGUUCCAUUAUUUAAAUAGCACAGAAGGCAGCUACAGUACCUUGAUGAAUGGGACACUAUAUAUUUUACGAACGGAAAUGUGAUGGGAAAGGAAUUAUUUCUUAAAGGGCAAAUAGUGGGGGGGGUUGUUUCCCCUAGUCAAAGAGAAAUGAGUUUCCAAGCACUCUUAAACUAAUGCCACUCCAGUGAACUGAAACAAGGGCAAUAAAUGCACCAACUACUGUAUAUAAAAACUCAAAAACUCACAUUUAUAUAAACAAAUCAAUCAGUCUCCUUUCCUUUGCUUCAACAUAUCGGACUAACCUCAGGAACAUGGAAAACAUGGAAUCCCAUAAAUCACAAUAUUACUUGUAUCACUUUGAGGAAGAGUCUGAGAUUUAUAGCAGGAAUCAUAAACAUAUUUUUCAUCUCAGAUUUUGAAUCUAGGCAACACACCUGUAUUUUUCAAGAGGUUAUCACAUAAUAGAUUCCUGUUAUUUUAGAAACGUCUGGUGUUGCUAAUCCCAGGUAUUGACAGAUAAGCACUCGAAUGGAAAGAUUAUAAUAACUUAAAAUAUUCCUCCUCAUUACUUAAAAUUCUGUAUUUAUUGAAACCUACUGGUACAACAAGAGCAUAAGCGAUAACUUGAAGUGUACGUAAGCACAUAAGCACUGCCCUGCUUGAUCAAACUAUUGGCCCAUUUAGUCCAACGGUCUAUUUUCAUAGUGGCAGCCCACUGCACAAAAAUGUCCAAUAGUCUUCCUGUAGAUCAGAUAUGUCAAACUCGCGAUGUCACAUAAUGUCGCAUGACAUAUCGGAACUUUUUCCCCAUUGCCAGCAAUGGGGUGAGUGCGGUUUCCUCAUGAUGCAGCCCAAGCAAUUGCCAACACAUCUCACUGUAGCAAAUUUCAAAUUAUGCUUUAUAUUAAAAAAAAAUUGUCCCGAUUCUUCCAGGACUCCAAUUCAUUGAAUGACUAGAAUUGGGGGGAAGGGAAAAUAGCUUCUCCUUGUCUAUUUUAUCUGCACAUGCAUAAUUGUGUAUACCUCAAUCAUGUUGCCUCAGUUGGGACCAAAAAUACCAGCUGAGAUUUUAGAUUCAUUCAAAGCUUGGAGAGAAUUAAAAAGUCUUUCGUUCUUCAUAACUUGGCCAAUGGUGAUUUUUUUUUAGAUAUACUGGUUUAUUAUGCCAUUUUACAUGCAAAAUCAAUAAGAAAAAUAAUACUGUAACAAUUGCAAACAUAUGGCCAUUAUAUAGAAGAUGACUUAAUCUUAUCCAUUUUUCAGGUCUGAAUAAUGUCUCUGAGCCUGGUUGUUUUCUUGCAGAUGUUUCAUUACCCAAACUAGGUAACAUCAUCAAUUCUAGUACUGAUGAUGUUACUAGUUUGGGUAAUGAAAUGUCUGCAACAAAACACCCAAGCUUAGAAAGUACCAAGGACUCCUCAUUUCAACUCUGAGCUAUAAAUAUUCUCCUUUCUUAAUAUCAACCAUACUGUACAAUCUUGGGGUUAACAUCUCUUUAAAGGAAGAAAAGUAUACAUUCUUUCCUAUCUCACUAACUGAUAUAAAACUUCUGUAUUUUUAGAAAUAGUAUAAGGAAAAUGUAUACUUCUUUGCUUCUCAAAGUAUAACCUAUAUUAUAAUGGUUAUAUUAUAAUGUUUCUGUGGAAGAAACAGUUAGGAUAAAUGCCAUUAUUUUUAAAAUCAUGUUCAAAAGUCAGAAAUAUUUGAGCAAUAUAUUUUGAUUUUGAUCCAUCUGAUUCUUGGCUAACCACACAUUGUGUUUUCCAUUUAUUUUAUUUAGUAGAUUAGUAAUAAAGCUGUACUAUUUCAUUUUGGAUUUAUUCUGGUCUGUCACUAUAUUGUUUCUUUUUAGAAACAGAAAUUCUAGGACAAUUAAUUCAAACCAAACUAAAUAUAUUAGAUUCAGUUAGGAGUAGCUGCAAUAUUGAUAAUAAAGAAACACAAUGUAUUUGGAGUUAAAUAUUAGUAGACUGUUGUCUUAUAUUUUUGUUGCUUAUACUCAGGGGAAGCUUAGGAAAUGAUAAUGAUUUAUAUAUAAAAACUUUAAAAGAAUUGAAACAAAUUAUAUUUUCUAUGCUAAAUGUACUUGUCCAAUAUUGUACAGAUGUGUACUUUACAAAUAUUUAAAUUUUAGUAGAAACCUGUAUUUUCUUAGCAUUUUAGAAUAGUUUGACUUUAUGGAAUGGCAGAGGGUUCUAGAAAUAGUUUUUAGCAAUUUGAAAAUGCAUUAAAUAUGUUGCUACCAGCAGGCAUAUUUAGUAGUAAAUUUAUACAUAAAAGCAUUUAUAUGUUCAGCAGCCCUAUAAAUCCCUAUUCUGCAUCCACUCUGUUGCCCAUGCAUAAAUACAUGUAUAUGAGAUUCUAAAAUGUAUGUGUAUUAAUUUCAAGGUAAAACUCAUCAUUUGUGAAGAACGUCUAAUGUACUGACACUGACAUCUAGCACAUGUAUAUACAUCUGUCUAUAGAUCUAUCAUGCAUAUAGAUACGGAGCCAUGUGGACAAGGGACUGCGGCCUGUUUAGUCCCCCCCCCCCAAGUGUAGCAAUUGUGCUUGUAAAUACACAGGGCAGGUGGGAGGAGAGACAGUCAAACACAUUAGUGAGGCAAAAGAGUUAAGUGAAAAGACUGUGUUGUUACAAAUUUGGUAUUUUGUAUAAAGUAAAUUAACAUUUUCAUCUUUUACUAAAGGACAACACAAAAAAGAUAAACAGCAUGCUCAAAAGAAAACACCCGAUAAACAUUUCAAUUUAAUGGCUAAAUGGCUUUGCAUUAAUAAAAUGCAGUGAUCAUUCCUAUAGACAAAUUGUUAUUUGUGAUAUGCAAUGAAUAUUGUAUUCCCUCUGAUGCAGAUUACCAUUUUAGUAGGUUAAUUCCCGACUAUUAUCUUUAUAAGAUUUGAUAAUUAAUGGAAAAAAUAGGAAUAAUUGCUAAA